This is a messenger RNA of Spodoptera frugiperda (fall armyworm), 506 nucleotides long. Its product is annotated as zinc finger HIT domain-containing protein 1. Bases 1 to 459 code for a protein of 152 amino acids. The record is from RefSeq and is a predicted model, not a curated record. Lineage: Eukaryota; Metazoa; Arthropoda; Insecta; Lepidoptera; Noctuidae. Gene Ontology annotation, cellular component: Swr1 complex. Gene Ontology annotation, biological process: chromatin remodeling. Gene Ontology annotation, molecular function: nucleosome binding. The transcript is spliced from 2 exons.
AUGGCUACACACGGGAGAGGUAAUAGGGAAACAGAGAGGAGGAAGAUUCUAGACGAUGCGGCUAGGAAACGCAGAGCUAGAAAAGCAGUCGAGGCCCUCGAGCAAGACAAUUUCCAUGAAGACCCACAUGCUGACCUGGUUAUGUCGAAGAAGGUGCCGAAAUUCGCAGAAACUAAUGAGAAACCAACCAGAAAGAAGAAGACCAAAAGUGCUGAGUAUUAUAAAAUGCGAUUUCGGAAGACGUUUGCGCAGUUAGUAGAGGAAGAUGCGAGUUUUAGACCUGACCCGCCCAACUACCUAUCUGCUCAAGUGCCACCUUCUAAAUUUCCUGAUCGACAUUUCUGUGCUGUAUGUGGUUUUCCAUCGAAUUACACUUGCAUACCUUGUGGAGCACGCUACUGUUGCGUCCGCUGUUUGGGAACACACUUAGACACGAGAUGCCUCAAAUGGACAGCUUAAUUCUUGCGGUUUAAUAAUUCAAAUAAAUAAAAUUUUCUAAUUGCAAA